AUGUCUGAAAUCACGAUCGAGCAGCUUCCGGCCAUUCCAGCCGAUGUGACGGUUGAGUGGCUGGGGAGCAAGCUUGGUCACAAGAUCAAAUCCAUUGAAAAUACGAGAAACGUUUGGGGAACGGCCAGCAAACUGUUCUACACAAUCACUUAUGAGGACGAAAGCACCGAGGACAGACCGGAGCAUAUUUGCAUCAAGGGCGUUUUCGAUCCCAAGUUGAUCGAAGCGCAGCCAUGGACUGUCAGCCUGGCACAGCGUGAGGCCGACUUCUUUUCAAAGGUGGCGCCUACGGUGACGAAAAUGCUUUUCCCCAAGAGCUGGUGGAGCGGCACGAGCGACAAGCAAGGUAUCGCCAUCAUGACCGACCUGAGCAAAGAGGGCAGUACCUUUCCCGCCGAGGUCGCCACCUACUCCGUCGACCAGGUCAAGAACGGCGUUGAGCAGCUGGCCAGUCUUCAUGCAGCAUACUGGGGUCAGAGCCAGGAAGACCAUCCAUGGAUCUGGAACAACUACGACCCGGCCAUGAAAUUCAUGUGCGUACCAUGGAAUGAAGUCGUUCGCCAGCCUGGCCGUCCCAAGCUUCCCGACCACCUGAUGGAUGGCGAGCGGUGCAACGAAGCCGUAGACCGAUACUACGCUGAGCGAAACCCUCGGUUCCGCACCCUGCUGCACGGAGAUACCCAUCUUGGCAACAUCUACUUCACUACUGAUGGGCGUACUGGCUUCUUGGACUGGUCUGCCUUCCACUUUGGGUCGUGCUUCCACGACGUCGUUUACCACAUGACCUCUGUACUGAGCAUCGAAGAUCGUCGUGCUCACGAAAUGGAGAUUCUGGACCAUUAUCUCGCCGCACUGCACCGACUUGGCGGACCCAAGUUUGACAGGCACAACGACCCGGAGGUGAUGAUCGAGUACCGGCGCUCCUUCAUGACCAACGUCAUCUGGAUCAUCUGCCCCGAUGGGCUGCAGAGCAAGGAGCGCGUGGAUCUCCUGUGCGAGCGUUCAGCUGCUGCUUACAGUGACCACAAGGUCAUCGAUGUCAUUCUGGGCCAGCCGAAGCCGAAGCCGGCUGCUUGA
Messenger RNA from Grosmannia clavigera kw1407, 1077 nucleotides. RefSeq names its product aminoglycoside phosphotransferase. Bases 1 to 1077 code for a protein of 358 amino acids. The record is from RefSeq and is a predicted model, not a curated record. NCBI's taxonomy places the organism in Eukaryota, Fungi, Ascomycota, Sordariomycetes, Ophiostomatales, Ophiostomataceae. The transcript is spliced from 2 exons.